Bombyx mori (domestic silkworm) is the source of this 5277-nucleotide messenger RNA. RefSeq lists its product as uncharacterized. The transcript has 6 exons. The record is from RefSeq and is a predicted model, not a curated record. Bases 521 to 1468 code for a protein of 315 amino acids. Lineage: Eukaryota; Metazoa; Arthropoda; Insecta; Lepidoptera; Bombycidae.
GUCAGUCGCGGUAUUGAUCGAGAGCAAGCCCGGCCUCUAGCGGCCGCGAUUAGUAGCUGGGAGUCGAACGCUGAGCACGUGACGUAACCGCUAGACCGACACCGACACCGUAAGUCACCGUAGAUAGACGGCCGCCGUCAGUCGCCCGUAGAGUACGCGCGCUCGCCGCCAAAGUCUAGAGCGGGUUUCGCGCGCGCAUCUACAUAGUUAGAACAGCCCCGGCCUACCGUUCGGACCGACGCCGUAUUGAUCGCGUCCAGGCUCAUCUGUCUCAAUGUUUAUAAACAGCCGGCCGCAUCAAUUUGUUCCCUCUUGGUUUUACGCGGCGGCCGACGAUCUGGACGGUUGCACCUGAUUGCACUACUCGCGUCCGCACACCGGCCGGCAUCAGUGCACAUCUCACUUGUGUCAAAGUGUUUUAAUACGGACAUUAAAAUAAACUAGUUCGCAUCAAAAUGGACACCAACACAUAAGUUGCGAGUGAGAGUUUUGAAGUUUUAAGACUUUGAGCACAGCAACAAUGCUGUCCUACAUCGUGCCGGUGGAUCAGAAGCCUCCGCCAGUUCCUGGAAAGGGCCGAAUGGCACUCGAACUGGUCGGGAGCCCCGGCAGUCCCGAGUCAGCAGCCAGGAGGGCCAGGACUAAUAUAUCCAAAGAAUCGUCCACUAGCUCCUUCACGAGCGAUCUCACCAUAUCCUCAUCGACUCCUACUGGAGUUUUUGACAAACCAAAGCACAAGCUGCUGAGCAAUGGUACCAAACAUACAUCGUUGAAAAGGGUAUCAUUUGGCAGUUCAAAGGGGUCCAUGGUGGAAACCCUGAUCUACGAGAGUCCAUUGCAGGAAGAGCCCGAGAGCAGUCCUCCGCCGAAGUUCCAGGAGACUUCGUUCCCAUACACGCCCGUCGAAGACGAUUCGGAGCGUUCGAAAGUACGUGUGUCGUUCUACCAGGGGGCACGACCGCAGUGUCUGUCUCCGCCUCCUACAGCGGAGCAGGACUCUUACAUUUUAUACCCCCCCCUGCUGUCCACAGUCAGCGACGAUAUGGCGGAUAACGCUGUGUACAACAGACAGAUUAGUACGGAGAGCGGAUGGGAUAAUCCGUUCCGUCCGGAUGGCGACUUGAGCCGUGAAGCGGACGAGAUAGUCUCGCUCAUCAAGGGCGGCAAGCCCAUCACUCCAACUCCACCGGUCGCGGCUCCACAGUUGCCGACUGACGAACACAAGGAGGAAAAGGCUGAAGCGAAUAAUGUUAACGCCAGUCUCCCUGCGUCUCCACAAACGAAAGUGGCAAGUCCGGUACUACAGACCACUCCGAAAGCAAUGAACGGAACAAAGAAUGGCGCGGCAGUGGUGGAGGCACGCGCCGGUCCGGUGGAAGUGCAGCGCUCUCCCCCUCAGGAGCCUCAGCAGCCCGAACACGUGACCAUAAGGAAGAAGCCCAAGUGUAAGUGCUGUGCGAUACAGUAAGUUCACAAAACCUCACCGGUACUACCGCUACGCUUUCUGACGGUUCCCCGUCUCCCUCUCUCUCUCUCUUUCUCUCUCUCUCUCUCCCCCCUCUGUCGGUGUAUACUCGGUGCUAUUUCGUUUUCAUUCUACGUACGUGAAAAACGUAUCCGACGUUUCUACUAAUUACUGUGUUCAUUUUAAAUUAAUAUAUUAUGACAUCGCAGUCUGUUAUAGGCCCAUAUUUUUAAAAUGUUUUUUUUUCUCUUCUGAAAACGCAUUAAGUUAAGCUUGUAUUCGCAGCUUUUAAGCUGGCACUGUUAUUGCAGUUUUCAUUUUAUUGUUAUCGACAUAAAAAUGUUUUUUUUUUUUCUUUAAUUAUUAUUUUAAUUUAUAAUUUUAAAGUGCUAAGUUUAAUAAACAUUGUUUAGGGUACAAAACAAGAAAGUAUUUAUUUGUCUGCUAGUCUCAUGGAAAUUAUGUUGGAAUGUUAUUACGUUGGAGGAUUUUAAAAAAAUUAAAAACAUGCUAUUUUUUUUUGUCAUUGAUAAUUAAAAAAUAAUUUCAUUCAAAAGAAUCUCAGGAAAAUCACAAGAGCUUAUAAAGAGAGAUGGUUUUAAUUUGAUUUAUUGAAAUUAUGAUGAUUUCAAAUUAAUAAAAUCACAAGUAAAUAUGAUGCACAAUUCAGUGCUGAUUUGAUAUCAUUCGACAGGUUUUCAAACGUAAAAUAUCACAUUUUAAAGAGAUGUAACUUAUUUAAAAGAGUACUGUUUUUUUUUAGAGUUAAAUCUGUGUUGAUUAAUAUUAAAGUGCAUUGUUAGGAGCUGUCGCAUUCGAUUGCUUUAGUUUGUAACAGAGUCAACAACAAACAUAGAUUAUAAUAUGUUUUAAUUUUUAACUAUAUUUACCAUAAACAUAGACUUUUAUAAUUGUUUAGUCUGUAACAGCUAUUUUUUUUUUUCUAUGAAUUAAAUCAGUACCUAUAUAUUUUGGUUGUCAUAAGAUUUCCGAAUUUGAAUGGUGGAGUCGAGUACUCUCUGAGUUAGACAUUUCGGACAUCGGGUCGUCUGCGACUGCUCUGAAUGUAUAUUUUUAUACAUUUAUUUAUAUUAUAUAAUAAAAUAAAAUAAAAAUAGAAGUAUUAUAGAACGUACAGUGUGUUUAAACAUGAUAUCGAAAGACAACAGUGAAAAUAUUAGUGCAAAUUUUAAUUGAAUACUAUUGUUUUUUCAUGCUAAUUUUGAAUGCUGUCUAUUAAGAGAACCGUUAUGCAGCUGAUUAUCGUCAUAGUUUUAGAAUUCUGUUUUUAAUGUAAUAGUUUAAGGUAAAAACUAAUUAUUAUUAUUAUUAUUAUACUAAUAAAAUACAAAGUUGUAAUCGCAUUCAAGAAUAGCUAUGAAUAGAAAAUAUAAACAAUAUAAAUAAAAUAUUCGUUUAAUAUGUAUCGUGAGUAAAUUAUAAAUGAUGUUAGUGUCAAAACUUAGUUUCCUAUACGUGCUUUCGUCCAGUAGUUCAACAAAAAAAUAUAAAUUUCAAUUGCAUCCUCCAUUACUGUUCGAAUCGGUUCGCAGCUGAGCCUACAAAAGUAUUUUCCGAUAGGGACAAAAUAAGACUGUAUUUAUUGCUUACUAUACAUACCGGGUUGCUAUAAGUGAAUGGCUAGCAAAGCGAUAAUGUUAUAUUUAGUACAUUAAUUACGUUGUAAUAAUUAUUGAUGGGACGUUUUUUUUUUGUUUUCGCCAACGGCUUCGGAGAUCACGACGUAACUUAAAUAAAAAAAUAAAAAAAAAACUAAAUUAAAAAGGUAAAAUAUAGUUGGAAUAAAAUAUUAAUUUUUCGUAAAAAUGUCGACUAAUUGAAUACGUUUACGGUUUUAGUGUCGUUAGUUUGUCGUGUUUUUUUUUUUUCUUUUUUCCGAUUACAAUUUUCAUAAGUGAAAGUAUUUACAUUUAGUAACUACAUAUAAGUAUUUUGACAGUUUCAAUUUCAACUAAUAAUAAAAUGUCGGAAACGGUGUUAUGAAAACUUAUAUGAAAUUAAACCGUAAAAAUGUAUUCGAUCUAGUUUGUCUAUUCGAUAUGUGAACAGAAAUCAAGAUAGUAUAAUUGAGUCGACUAUUAUCAAAGCCGGCAAUGUGACUUUUGGACAAUUAUUGGUAAAUCAGAAAAACGAAUUAUUGACUUUGUAUUCCAUUGGCAGUCAUAAAACUCUUCUGAACGACAUCUUAGAUAAAUAACAGGUUAAGUAUUAACCUUUAUUUAAUGCAGGUUUUUUAAUCGUAUUCUUCGAAGGAGACGAUUAUAUUCAAAUCAAUCUGUAUCGCCAUAUCAAUAACAUUUUUUUGUCCAAAUAUACAGAUUGGCCACCUUUGAUAAUAGACGACUCAAUUGACAAGUAUUACAUUUUUAAAGAAUGAAAAACGGAUUGUGGGUAUAUUGUGAUUGUCGGUAAACGUAACGAAAACAUUCACAACAUGUUGUUUACCAACUGGUGUAGCUUUCUAAGGUAGCUAGGUUUAAUUUGUGCUCUUAGUUAGGUUUUAUUUUGUUAACGAAGUGAAUAUAUUAUCGUUCAUUUUAUUAAAAAUAUUAUAUUUAUUUCUUUUAAUUCGUUUUCAUCAGCUGAUUAUGAUUGAAAAGUGAAUUUUGUAACGACCGAGUCAUAGUUGUGGUUGCUGUAUAGACAGGAAUGUUUUAAGUACACAGUCAAAUGGGCCUAGAGAAUAAAUAAUACUUGCUUCACUUCAUUCGGAUCACAGCCUUCACUUCAUUCGGAUCACAGCAUUAAUAUCGACGCUUGAAAGGCAAAUGUGACUAAGUGACAAUGCGUGAACUUUAUAGUAGACUAAUUUAAAGUUGAAAUACCUGAAAAUAAAAUUUAUUUUAACGAAUCUAGCUGUAGUAGAAUCUAGCUAGUAGCUGUAGGAUUUAAAUGAUUUUAAAAGACCUAGAAAUAUAUUUUUUUUGCGCAUCGAAUAUGGUUAUUGCCUAUCAUUUAUGUACCAAGCAGUUAUUGUCGCUUAGUCACGUUUGACUUUCAAGCGUCGAAUUAUUCUAUAGGAACUGUGCGAAUCUGAAAACAGUUGCGUUUCGUAAUUACAAAGGCAUUGUGAAAAGCCAUUUUCGGAUAGCGAUUUCCGAUACUUCAGCCUUUAAAUGUACCUAAUGUCAUUCACAUUUUGAGUUAUUAGAAGUGUAUUAGCGAAAAAUAAAACUGGUAUGGUAAAAAAAAAAAAACUCGAUUACAGUAUUCAAUCAGUACAAGUGAAGUUUGCUUUCGAUGGCUCUUCGAACUCCUGACACGUCCCGCUUGCGACUAUUGUGUUGUACCGUGAAUACUAUUCUCACUGCAUGUAUUAAAUGUAUGUAGUCAAUGUUAAAUAAAAAAACUUGUAUCACAUAUUAGAACUAUCCAUUUUCGAAAGAAAGCAUGCCCCUUAAUAAAGUUUUUUUAUUUUCAAGUAAAAAUACUGGUAUUAAGGUGCAAUAUUUCGUUUCGAUUCGUAGUGUUCAAAUUUGUGUGUUAAAUUUUGAAUUCGAUAUAAUAAAAUAAAAAUAGAUAAAAAAAAGAUGUGUCCCCUUAUUUACUAUUUAAUAUUACUAUUAUUGAAAGAUUAAUAAAAAUUCUUAUUUGUAAUUUUAUUACGUCAUUGUAUAUUAUAUACGUUCUUAUUUUCAAAUUCUGUAUUUAUAAAUACCUACCUGGCUAUUUGUGUAAACACAACUAAAUGACAUUAUAUUUGUAUAAAAAAAUUACUUUCUACUAUUAUCAAUGAUUAUGUACAAAUCAAUAAUUACGUUGUAAUUAUUUAUAUUAAAUCUUUAAAGGCG